Peromyscus leucopus (white-footed mouse) is the source of this 1155-nucleotide messenger RNA. RefSeq names its product ZW10 interacting kinetochore protein (gene Zwint). Lineage: Eukaryota; Metazoa; Chordata; Mammalia; Rodentia; Cricetidae. Gene Ontology annotation, biological process: mitotic cell cycle checkpoint signaling; establishment of localization in cell; mitotic sister chromatid segregation. Gene Ontology annotation, cellular component: dendrite; kinetochore; nuclear body. The transcript has 8 exons. The record is from RefSeq and is a predicted model, not a curated record. The coding region runs from base 68 to 799 and encodes 243 amino acids.
CAGCAGCCAAUCGCUUGCCUAGGCGCGCAGUUCCGGGAGAAUCCAAAGGCGCCAUCUCUGCAGAGCCAUGGCGGCUGCAGAGAACGGAGCUGAUGCUGCUCAAGAGGUCCUGACUGAGGUAGCAGUCAUUCUAGAACCUGUAGGCUUGCAGGAAGAAGCAGAGCUGCCGGCUCGGAUCCUGGAGGAGUUUGUGAAGAACUCGAGGAAGAAGGACAAGCUGCUUUGUAGCCAGCUGCAGGUAGUGGACUGCCUACAGAAUUUUCUGGCUCAGGAGGAUACUGCCCAGAGCUCAGACGCUUUGGUCUCUGAAGACAUGAGUCGACGCCAGGCAGCUGAAGCUAAAGAGAAAUGGAAGGAACUGAAGGCCACGUACCUGGGCCAUGUGGAAGCCAUAAAAUGUGCCCUGACCCAGGCCUUACCCCAGGUAGAAGAGGUCCAAAGGAAGUGCACAGAGCUCCAGGAGGCUUACGAGCAACUCGAGACUAAGAAGCAAGUCAUCGAGGAGAAACUGCAGACAGCUCAGAAGCAGUGGCUGCUGCACCAGAAACGUCUCCAGGAUCUGGUGAAGAUUUCUGCAGAGGUAAAGGAACAGCAGGCGAGAGCUCAGCAGAAGCUCGACCAGUCAAAUCAGGAACUGGAAACCUUGAAUCAGCAAGCAGGAGAGGAGCAGGAUAAGCUGCAGAGGACCCAGACCUACCUCCAGCUACUGCGCACCCUGCGGAAUAACCUGCUGGUACCCGAAGCGAAGGCUCAGGACAGGGAUGUCACAGGAAAUGCCCUUCCACCUGAAUCUCUCUAAAGGAACAAAGAAAAAUACUGGUUUGGCAUGGAGCACCGUAUCCACGGAGAAUCAGAAGUCUCGUGAUAAUGCUGUGGCUUGAGAAGUGAGAUGGUAUAAUGACGUCUUCAACAGCUAAGGAGUGUGGAUUGAAGGAAAUCUAGUUAAGAUUGACAGCUGGUUGCAAAGCCUGUUAGCUGAUCUUCAGGACAUACUGAAAUGCAGCAAACCUGAACUGCUGCUGAAGAACUUGGGACAAGACUCUGGCCUGGAAUGUUGACCCACUAUAUGGAGAUGGACUUCCUGGGAAACCUUAGGUUGUUGGGUACCUUCCUGGGAACAGGAAUCAAUCUUUCAUUAAAUCUCUCUCUCUCUCU